Betta splendens (Siamese fighting fish) is the source of this 2989-nucleotide messenger RNA. RefSeq lists its product as uncharacterized. Gene Ontology annotation, biological process: cell redox homeostasis. The coding region runs from base 228 to 1550 and encodes 440 amino acids. The record is from RefSeq and is a predicted model, not a curated record. Lineage: Eukaryota; Metazoa; Chordata; Actinopteri; Anabantiformes; Osphronemidae. Gene Ontology annotation, molecular function: electron transfer activity. The transcript is spliced from 9 exons.
CAAACUAGCUAGGCUGCUUUAGCGAAGCGGCUAGUUAUUAAGGGCUAAUCUGUGCUGCACAUGGGUGCUGAUGAUGCGCCGUCAUUGCAGCUGGGCAAUUAACCUGCAGGAGAAACCGCCGCUGCGUUUUUUUCUCUAAGCCAUGUUUUAAAUGACAAGGAGAAGGAUUGUGCGUUUUUACCAUCGCGCUUCCGUAUAAAGAAAGAAAGGGAGUAAAACGCGCUGAGAUGGGAGAGUUUCAGGGCUGUGCUCCGGGCCGGGUUACAGUGUAUUCGGUCCAGGGCUGCUCACAGUGUGCACAGGCUAAGGCCGUCCUCAGGCGCCUGGAGGUACCGGUCCGUGACGUGGAUGUGGGGAGGCACCCCGAGCUCAGAACCAGGCUGAAGGAGCUGACGGGCUCCGUCACAGUCCCUCAGAUCUUCUUUAACAACGUUCACGUGGGCGGCGGCAUUGACCUGCAGAAACUGGCUCCUGCGGAGCUCGAGAGGUUGGUGACUCUGGUCAAAGAGCAGCCUUUUCCAGCAGACGCUCCACCACUACCAGAGGAGAACAAGUCAACAGGCACAGGAGGGAUUGAUGGAGCGGCCAAGCUCUCUUUGCUUUUACGGGAGAUGAUACUGAAACUAUUCUCCGAGCAUCUCUCCGCUGACGGCAAGACUGUGGACUAUGAGGGCAUGUCUCUGAACCCUGCCUUCGAGCGCUACUGUGAGCUAGCCAUUCAGCUGCAGCGGGUGGAGCUGCUGUCACUGAGCCGAGAGGAGAAGCUGGCCUUCUUCAUCAACAUCUACAAUGCCCUGGUCAUCCACGGGUACCUACGACUGGGACCCCCCUCCAACAUCUGGCAACGAUACAGGUUCUUUAACUACGUGAGCUACUUUAUCGGAGGAGAGGUGUUUACACUACAGGACAUUGAGAACGGCGUGCUGCGGGGGAACAGAAAAGGCGUUGCACAGCUUCGACGUCCCUUCUCCAAAUCGGACCCUCGGCUACAAGUGGCGCUUCCAGACGCUGAGCCCCUCGUUCACUUUGCCCUGAACUGUGGCGCCAAGGGCUGCCCCCCUAUUAAAACAUACACUCCCCAGGACAUCGACAGCCAGCUCCGCACAGCAGCUGAAGCCUUCCUGGGGAACGACAGUGGCUGCGUGGUGGAUUGCGAAAAGAGAGAAGUGCGACUCAGUCAGAUAUUCAAAUGGUACAAGGCUGAUUUUGGAGGCACUGAUGAGAAAUUAAUCACUUAUUCUCCAUCAGCUGCUGAGCUGGGUGCUGGACCACAUGGGCGAGUCUCCAAAGAAGACGAGCCUGCAGGACGUUCUGUCGGCUGGGAAGACCAAAGUCAGCUUCCUCCCCUACGACUGGAGCUCCAACAGCAUCCACUCAGCGUGAAGGCACAAACGCACCUCCACGCUUUACACUGUGUCAUCACAUCUGUCCUCUUUCUACAGAGCUGCAUCAAGUUACAUCCACUAGUCUCCAAACAGCCAUACAAAUGUUAUUAUGCAAAACCUUUAAGUCCUCCUGGUGAAAAGGACAUGUUUGCACUGUACCACUGAAUCAUGGUUCUCUUAUAAAUAUAACAACAGCUGAAAUAAGGGUUAGGGUUUAUUCCAUGAGCAGCACAAACACCGCAUUGGUAAAGAGAAAGUUUCUGUUUUAUUAAUAAGGUUUAAUACUUAAUAGCAGCCUGACAUUAAAUGUGAAAUUCUGAAAUAAUUCUCACAACUUAUAGAUUAUUACCAAAUGCUUUUUAACUGUAGUAGCAGUGAGUGACCUGCAUCCUCUGUGUGUCCAUAUUAAGGACCAACAGGCAGAUUCUCACUCCCGCUCUACUGUUUAAUUUCUCAUCUCUGCUGUAAAUUCGUUUCUCCUUCUCUUCAUGUGAACCUGUGUCGUUGUUGAGCUUUUGUGGAUCCAGGUCUUCCAUUUUAUAUUAAAGACCCUUAUAUAUAUUUCAAGACAACACCAUUUUAGGAUGCACUUUGACACUUUGCAUGCUACUGCAAACUCUAAAUGCUGCUGAAACAUGUUUGUACGUUUUUCCACCGAAAAAUUGUUUAAGUUAUGCAAAAAACAGUGUUCCUGCAUGUCAGCAGAAAACAUGCACGGUGCUUUAAAAUUAUCUUGUAUUUACCCAAACCAGCUGUCAUGAAUGCAGCAAGAUAGUUCUACUUGUUUUUAGUUUUUUCGAUUGGCAGUUUUCAUGUAGAGACACAAUGUGGCCCUGUUUCAGGGCAUUUUCUCAAAAUUUAAAUUUAGUUUAAAAAAAAUAAAUGCUUUCUCAAUUUUUAAAAUGUUUUUUUUUUAUCUAAUAUUUCUUCAGGUCAAAUAAAUAUAUGCAAGUUUUAUAUAGUGAUGUUCAUGAAUCCUGUGUACAAAUUGCACUUAAUUAGCAUGUGUUACAACUGGAAUGCAUUUGUAGCAUAGGCAUCUUGGGUUCUGUAGCUGGACAGCCUCUUUGAGGCUCCUUCUUUUCUUACCCUGGAUGCUUAAAACUAAGCAUUUACCUGUUAUAAAUGUCAGAAUGCAAUACUGUAAGGUAGUGACAGCUUAUCCACCUAGAAUUGGAUUUCAGCUAAAAUAAACAUUGCUCAAUUUUAACGGGAGACUGUAUUUCUAUAUUUUUUAAAAAUGUUCAAUGACCUGUGCUCUUUAUUGUACUUAACUAAUGUUGGUUAAAAGUUGAAAACUAUAGUAAAUAAGAAGCAAAGCAGUACAAUUAAUCAAUACUGAUGCACCCCCCUUUGAUCAAAUGACUUAAUGUCUAUCAGGAACAGAAUUACAAAUAUAUAAAAAAUGUUUCCUCUUUUCUGAGUGUUAAUAAAGCAAUAUUUGUUUAUAGUAAAUGCAACUACAAUAAAGUUAAGUAGUAUUAAGUCAGACUGGAUUCUGUUCCACUGUCAUUAAAUUGUUGCUUUGAAGCCAAACACAUGAGAAAAACUGUUUAUGUGCAGAAAUAAUAAAAUGCUUGAAAUGUGAUUCAUCCACAAUGACA